GAUUCUUUAUAUUAUGAGCAACUGAAGUCAAAUGUGAUUCAACAUGAUCUUUUAAUUGAUAACCUCAUUUACAAGGAUGUGAAGCUUACAGCUAGCAAUGAUGACUACUAUUUUGUUUUUGAAGAUUAUUUGUAUCAGGUGCUAUUAUGCUUUUCUCGAGACACACUCGUUCUUGAUCAUUUCAGCUACAGCAGUGCUUCUCCCCCCAAGUCAUAUAUCAGAGGGAAGUUUGCAUUAGAAGAUUAUACUGUUGUAUACCCUCCAAAUGGUGUAAUUCCAUUCCAUGGAUUUGCAAUGUACGUUGCUCCACUCUGUUUUCUCUACCACGAGCCAUCCAAACUCUACCAAGUUUUCCGAGAGAUGUAUGUGCGAUAUUUCUUCAGGCUUCAUUGCAUCUCAUCCCACUCCUCAGGAAUUGUGUCACUUUGUCUGGUGUUUGAGACACUUGUUCAGACCUACCUUCCUCAACUCUUUUACCAUUUGCGCGAAAUUGGAGCACAGCC
Messenger RNA from Rhincodon typus (whale shark), 503 nucleotides. Its product is annotated as TBC1 domain family member 19-like. The record is from RefSeq and is a predicted model, not a curated record. The transcript has 7 exons. The annotation marks the transcript as partial. Lineage: Eukaryota; Metazoa; Chordata; Chondrichthyes; Orectolobiformes; Rhincodontidae.